UUCAUGGCAAAAUCCGUCGACUGAGCUGGUACGCGUCACAUUGUGCGGACGGGAGAAAAAAAAAGAGAUAAAUUUUGUGUCUUGUUUUUUUUUCCGUUUCGUUUUGUUUACGAACGUGUUAAUAUAGGUACUAUUAUAUACUUGACGAAGCGUGCCCGUGCGUACUUGCUUGCAAGCGAACAGCCCGCCUUGUGUGUGCGUGUGUGUGUGUGUGUGUGUGUAUGUGUGUGAUAAUAAUGUUUUCGUAACGGAAUCUGGAAUACCGUGUACGAUGAUGUCGCGAACAAUCGCGUUUGGUGUUUUUCGCGAAGGUCACAUGACCAACGUCUCGGGCAGUCGCCGCCAAAACUAGUAGUAGUAGUAGUAGUAAAUAAUAAUAAUAAAUUAGUAUAUAUAUCGAGUUGUCCGUUAAUCGCCGAGUGAUCAGCCUGACAACGCAAUCAUCGCGCGCGCAUCUUCCUGCUGCCAAAAGGGGGCAGACACUGAUUAUACAGCGACGACAACGACCGAUACAAUAAUAAUAAUAAUAAUAAUAAUCACAGUAUAGGUAUAUAAGAAUUUAUUUAUUUUGUUUUUGUUGUGGUGUACUCGCGCGCCUUCAGUGCGUGUGAGCGUUAACGGUCGUAAGUGAUAAUACGCCGACGGUGGAUCAUUGUGGCGCGCAAUGUCUGGCAGGCCCAAGCGCAGGGGCCGUCCCCCGAAAACCGGCGGGACGGACAAACCGAAAUUCCAAAUGCACUUGUUGAAGAAGCCCAAGUACUUGCAAAACGCGGACACGACCGUCGUCGCCUCUCCAGUGCCCGCAGCAGGUACUCCUACGGCGUUGACGGGCCGUGCAGCAUCACGCCGUAGCGUCCAGGCAUCGGUACGAUCGUCGCCCGGUGUCACUCCGACGAGGGCCACUCGACGAGCCAGUCAAAAGUGUACGCCCAAAUCGGUCGCCAAACCCAAGACUCCUCGAGCACCUCCGUCGACCAACUCUAAGAAGAAAAAAGCCGCUGACAAGGCUAAUGAGUAUCACUAUGGUUCCGAUUUCGAAGAGUCCGAAAAGUCAGAUUUGUCCUCGGACAGUGACCAAUCCGACACCAAUGUGGAAGACGUGGACGACGUCAGCGAUAGUGAUUUUUCUCUGUCUGGAUUUUCGGUCGCCAGCCGAGCGCGUAAGAGUAACGUCUCUUACAUUCGUAAUCCUAGCCCUGAACCGUUGUGGGUUAGAGAUGAAGAAAUUCCCAAACUGGAAUUGCCUAAAUCGUCCGAAGAUCUUCUUGUGCCUACUGAACACGUAAUGCAAUCGUUAUGUAUUUACGAAGUAUUAAGGCGAUUUAAAAGCCAGGUACGAUUGUCACCGUUCCGGUUUGAAGAUCUAUGUGCAGCUCUGAUGUACGAAGAGCAAAGCUAUCUUUUAGCCGAAAUACACAUGAUGCUCUUGAAAGCUAUUCUGCGUGAGGAAGACUUACUGCAGACUCAUUAUGGAGCUAUUGAUCAAAAGGACAGCAUCAAUAGUAUUUUGUAUUUCAUGGACACUAUCACUUGGCCUGAAGUGUUAAAAGAUUAUAUCGAAUCUGAUAAGUCAUUCGAUCCUAAGGUGUUGAAAGUGUUUAAUAACGGAGACGAGUAUCCAUUUACUAGUGUUAAAAACCGAUUGACGGUAUUGCAGUUUUUGACUGAUCAGUUUUUAACCACUACACCCAUACGUGAAGGUUUUGUACCUGAAGGCCAUAGUUUCCAAUAUGAUGACCAUUGCCGAGUGUGCCAUAAAGUAGGAGAUCUUUUAUGUUGUGAAACUUGUCCGGCUGUUUUUCAUUUGGAAUGUGCAGAACCACCAUUGCACGAUGUUCCUACAGAAGAUUGGCAAUGUAAUUUGUGUAAAGAGCAUAAAAUCAUCGGAGUUUCCGAUUGUACUCCAGAUGAUGAGAAAUCUGGACUAUCGUCCCGCCAAGAACACAUAGCAUAUGAUCGUCAUGGUCGUAAAUAUUGGUUUCUAGUCAGACGAAUUUUCGUCGAAAAUGAGGAGACCGGUGAAUGUUGGUAUUAUACGACGGAAGAGCAGCUUGGUCUUUUGAUGGAUUCUUUAGAUCCUGAAAUGGAAUCUGUUUUAUAUAAUGAAAUAGAAAAAAGUAGAGAGGAAAUCAAUCGACAAAUGAGAAUAACUAUGAAUCUUACUUCUCAAUAUAGACCAUCAAAUAGGAAAUCGUUUUUGGAGAUGGAAAACAGUAGUAUUAUUGCAAUGAGAGAAGAAAUGAAAAAGAAAAAAGAAAACGAAUCCGAACAAAACACCAGCAACGAUAAUAGUAUUAAUUCUAAGGACGAUGAAUUGAAUCAGUCUUGUAGUACUGAAAAAAAUGACAAUACAAAUGAAGCUAAUAAAAAUGACAACAACGAAACUGAUCGAAAAUAUGAAAAUUCAAUGGAUGUAGAUGAAGCAAUUGUGGAUGGCCAAAGAGUCACACGUAACCGAUCCUUACGACCGAGAACUACUUCAUUGACUCCCCGACAAACGCCUGAACAGCCAAAAAAAUCUACUAUGGAGAAACAAUCUCCUGUUCACUCCUAUAUAGAAAAUAUUGGAGCUCGAUUGACGAGAUUCAAAGCUCAACACAUAGCAGCCGGGACUUAUCUGUACAAACUUGGUAUGGAUAACGGCUUCAAGACUUAUGUAAAUCAAUAUAGCUCAAACCCAACGGCAUUAAAUAAAAUCCAAAAGAACGAAGAGCGAGAUAAAAAGAGAUACAUGUCUCAUAAAUUUUCGUUAACAGGUCCUGGUGAAUUUAAAUGGAGUGGCCAAACAAUUGGAUCUAAAACGGCACUCAUUAGUACAGUGAAGCAAACUAUUAUUGCACUGGACAACGCUUUGCCAACAUCGUUGAUGCAUAUUAAUUGGCCAUUGUUGCGUAAACCUUGGUUAAAUCAAGUCAAUUCUUGUACCUCUCCAAAGGACUUUGCAAGGGUUAUAGUUGUGUUGAUGUCUUGUAUUAAACCGGUUGUCUACGCUUCAGUAUGGCAUGAACAACUCGGGCAUGUAAAACUUUAUCGAAUCACUCACGCCGAACGGGAAGAAAGAAAAAAGACUGACAAAAAAGAUAAAAAGGAAAAAGAUGCCGAAGAAGAUGAACGUAAUAGGCUGACGAUUAAUUUUGUUAAAUACACGCUUGGUCUAAAACAUCAGGUCCAUAAACAAAAAGGUGAAGAAUACCGAAUCCAUGGCCAAUGGGGAUGGCAAUGGCUAUCUAAAACACGAGACUAUAAACUAGCAGAUGCGUCAAAACAGGGUUUGGCAGCUGGCCCUGCUAAAAGAAUCUUUCAGGGUAAAGAUGAAAAUGGCAUUCAAACAUUUUCCAUCCCAGAAACAUUGUACGAAUCUGUAAUUACUAAAGAAUGCUUGUUUGAUUCAGAAGUAUCAUGCGAAAUUUCUAACAAUCAAAAUGUUACUCAUUUAGAUAAUGUUUCUGAUAUUGAUUUUUCUAACUUGAAAAUUCUUACGCCCGUCGACAAAUUAGAUGAUGACAUAAACUUGAGCAGCGCGUUGUGGUCGACUAGUCGCAUAUUAUAUCCAAAGCUCGCUAAAAAAUGUAAAACCGACAUGUUGCUACCAAGGAGAAUGCAGUUAAAGAUAGGCGAAGAGCGAUCGUUAAUGGCUAAAAACCAGCCAGAGCAACCACCGUCUGAUGCUAACAAAACUACAACUGCCGCCAGUGCCCCGGAAUCGGCAGAAUUACUUGCCAAAAUGCGUGAAAAAUCGUACAUGUUGAGUACACUACAAAAACGAGUGAUCGAGUUAAAACAACAUUACCUAUCUUUUAACACCAUGUCCGAGCACAUGAUAUGUUACAACAGAAGUUGCAGAGCAGCGAACAAGUCCAGUAUGACGGCUUCAUGUUAUAGUCCACUUUGUGUGAGACACGUUAAUGUUAGGAAUGAGCUACUUGCAUUGUUACGUAGGAUGAAUGUUUUGAAAUCUGAAUUAACUGAUUUGAAAGCGCUGUUGCCUAAAGACCAAAUCUUGUCAUCAAAUACUAUUAAGACUGAAAAUGUUCAACCUACAAAUCCUCCAACCGAGGUAAAGCCUAGUACUGUAGUUAAGAUUGAGGAAGUGAAAAAAGACGAAAACGCCGAUGGAAAAUCAGAACAAGUGAAUGUAGUAAAACCAGACAAUGACACAGUUGUUAAAACUGAAGUUACUACUACCACUGAACAAAAAGAAAUCAAGUGUGAAAAGACCGAAGAGGUAAAUCAAAAGUCGGACGCCACGAGCAGCCCAUCAGGACAAAGCGUAAUGAAACCAGCAAGAAAGAGAGGUGGUGCCAAGCGUGAAGGUAUAUUAAUUGACUGUGUGGAUGACGGACGUGUGUACUCAACAAGUGACACUCGAAAAAAAAUUUAUUUAAAGAAACUUCCUAUGAACUCAACCAAUGUCCGUAAGAAGCCAGAAAAAAUUAAAUACCCUCCAACAUCGCGAUUCUAUACACGUAACAAAAAAUGUAGUUUACUAGUAUUACCAAAACAUGAACUCCGUAAAUUAGCAAGGCACGCGGGACUUGACGUAAUCAACGGUUUCAAUCCAAAUGCCAAAACUAAUAACUCCAUGUGGCCUUAUCCUUGUUCGAGGCCCUAUUUUAAAACUUGCUGGCUGUACAGAACAAUUACAUUUAAUACCAUAUCGGCCGCUGCGUUGCAAUUGAGAAUACUGUGGGCAUGUUUGAAGUGGGACGAAUUGACUGCUAAAACUGCUCAUCUGGCGAGCAAACGUGAAGUUACAACUGAAACUGAGUUGGUCACAACGGAGACACUCGAAUGUCGAACAUCUGGACAAUUUAACGAGCGCACUGAAUACUUAAUACGCAAAGUUGUUAUACCAUUAGAUAUACCAAGACAAGUUAGAGAAGUAACGCCUAUAAGGAGUGGUUUAAGGAAACGCAAAAGAGAAGAAGCCCCUAGAAAUACAGCACCGCAAGUGUCCGAAGUAUGGGUUGACGAGAGUAAAUUAGAACUUGUUGAAAUAAAACAGUUCCACGAAAGAGUUGAACGAGAACUGCAAAUGCAACAAGCCAUGAAGACUCGUGCGGCUACUGCCUUUUCAAAUAGACAUGUAGGUAACGAUUCUCACAACAGAAGUCCUUACGAUAAACAACGUGUACAGAAUUCUGAAACGUCAGAAAAUAUCAAAGAACAACUUGAACAGUCACUCAGGGCUCAGCGUUUAGCGUACAAACGAUCUUCGACGUCCAAUGAUUUGAAUACUCCCAACAAGAGAUUGUGUUUGGACACGUCAAACUCGCAAACUCCUGUCACAAGCAGCACGACACAUCGCAUGAAGCUUGUGCCUGGUGAAGGUGGACGAUUGAGACUGAUGCCGAAUAAUAAACCAACUGGUCAGAGCCCUAAUUUAACACAAAACUCUCCCAGAGUCGCUGCCAAAUCUACUACACCGGCUACUCGUCGUAUAUUCAUGACUAAAUGUCCAGAUGGCAAAACCAGAAUCGUAGCUACUCCAAAAGCAAUAAUAAGUGAUGGAAGUGUAAUAAAUCAAAAUACCUUAAAAAUUCAAUCUAGCAACCCUCAAAUAAUAACAACAAACACCAUGACUCAACAGAAAUUACAGUGCAUUAAAGGUGAAGAUGGUAAAAUACAAGUGAAAGGUCUUCUACCAGGACAACAAUUAAUUCAGUUGCCUGAUGGAAAAUUACAUGUCACGACUAGUUAUGUUAAUCAGUCUUCGUCUCCACGAACAGUACAAAUAACCAAAAAUGCUUUGUUGGCCAACAAUAAUAACUUCAGCAAAACUGGAACUCAAACAUUGAUAUUGAACCGAGGGCAACAACAAGUAUUAAAACCUCAAUCGUCUCAGGUUGUUGUCUCUGGUGGUCAGCUAGUAAGUGUCUCGCAGGGUCAACAAAUGAUUGUCCAACAACUGAAUCCCACUAAAGCGACUAUAGCCACUAUUAAUGGUCAACAAGUUUUAAUACGACCCAAUACUGGAAAUACUGCUAACAUAUUAAGCAGUGGUAGCCAGACAAUAAAAUUGAUACGACCCCAACAAACGAUUCAAAAGAUUAAUCCCGCUGUGCCUCCAUUAGCUCCUCGUACUUCUCAAUCUACCACUCAUGAACAACAAACUGCUAACACGCUGGCAAACAGUGUAGACGAACAAGAAAAAUUAUUGUUGGCCAAUCAGCCCCCCGGUACCGUUAUCAAAUGUAUCACUGCACAAGUUAUACAAAGUCCUACCCAGGGCAAUAAGAUUGUGUUGCAAGGUUUACAAGGAAAUGAUUUUACACCUCAACAACUUCAACUUGUGCAGCAACAAGUCAAGCAACAAUUGUUAAAAGCUCAAGAAUCUAGCGGUACACAAGGGGUGUUAGGUCCUACGAAAAUCUAUCUCGCUGUACAACCUCCCGAUUCUCAUAAUUCAUCCACGCCCACAACUAAAACAUCCAAUACGGCAUCUUCAGCUCCAACCCUGACACCUGCACAGACGACAACAAAACCAGUUGAAAUAGCCCCGCGUCCAACUGUGCCUGAACUUAAUAACACAUCAGAAAAUUUGACUGUACCUACUGAUAUUCCAUCAAACAAAGGUUUAAUAAUUAAAGAGGAAGUAGAUGAUUCUACAAACUCGUUUGUAGUAACGCCGAACUACAUUAGUCAAACGAUUAAAAACGUUUUAAAAAACGAAGACUUAAAUCCAGAAACGCAAGAGAAACUGUUGCAGCUUCAAAAAUACCAAGAGCAAAAGUUACGUGAUCCUGUGCCAGUACAAACAGUGUCCUCGUCUACAGUGAAACGAUCGCAUGAUGCAAACGAUACCGAUUUAGAACCACCGAAAAAAAUUGCUCAACGUGAAAACUCAGGGUCGAUAGUACCUCCUGAACAAUCAAAAUUAUACCAAACAUUGAAACAAGGCGAAGAUCGUCGAAAACUGCAGCAGCUCCAAUCAAAACUCCAGGUUAGCUUGUUCAAACAGAAAGAGCUAUUGAAAAAAGAUAUAUUAAAAAAACGGGCGCUUCUGGAAAAAGAAUUGCAGAUUGAUAUUCAGAAUGAAAUAGCCGCCAACGUAACGGUUACUUCUGCUGACUCUACUACCACUACAAACAAAGUUACUGAAAAGUCUCCCACGCCUUUACUAGCCACACCUCCCCCUCAAGGGAGCAGCAAACGAAAACACGCUUCAGGGCCGCCAACCACCAUACAGACAUCACCUCAUCCAAAUAGUAAUUCUAAAAUCAACAACUCGGGACCUGGACGAAGACGAGUUAUUAAAAAUUCACCACCUACGCCUAAUAAAAAUAACUCUAGACCUUCGAUGACACCGACUCGCAAAAGUUCUAGUCCUAAAAAGAAUAAAAAAGAAAAAAUAAUGUGUAUAUGCCGUACUCCUUAUGAUAGUUCCCAGUUUUACGUCGGUUGUGAUAUGUGUCACAACUGGUUCCACGGCUCCUGUGUUGGCAUUACCGUGCAAAUGUCUAAAAAGAUAAGUGAAUGGUUUUGUCCGGAAUGCAAACGAUCCAAAGAUCCAGAAGUUCUUUAUUGUAUAUGUAAAAAACCGUAUGAUGAACAACAAUUUUACAUUUGCUGUGACAAAUGUCAGGAUUGGUUCCAUGGAAGCUGUGUUGGCGUUUUACAAUGUGAAGGAGAUAAAAUGGAUGACUACAAUUGUCCCAAAUGUAUGCCCGACUCAGAAAUUAACUUCGCCAACCUAAACCCAUUAAAUCAAAACGAUAACGAAGACUUGACUAAACUCAUCAAACAAAUACAAGCUCAUAAAAGUGCGUGGCCAUUUAUGGAUCCAGUUGAUCCACAUGAAGCUCCUGAUUAUUACACUGUAAUUAAAGACCCUAUGGAUUUAAACUGUAUUGGUAAAAAUGUAGGAGAUAAAAAAUACAAAACGCUCACGGAAUUUAUUCGUGACAUGAUCAAAGUAUUCGACAACUGUAGAUUUUAUAAUCCUCGAGAAUCACAAUUUUACAAAUGUGCUGAAAUUUUGGAGCAGUUUUUUGUAUCUAAACUGAAGAAUUUCAGAGAUAAAUUAUGUGAACAAUACAUGGAAGCAUAAUGAUUUUUUUUGGCACAUUUGCUGAUCUUCACGUUCAUGUUUUGAUAAUUGCUAUUUGUUUUUUUCAUAUAUUAUAACUAUUAUUUUAUUGAUUUACAAUUACAUAUAACUGUUUUUUCUUCUUGCAAAUAAAAUAAUGAUUGUACUUUUAAUUAAUAUUUUAUUCAAUUUUAUAAUUUAUUAAUUUAUUAUUACUGCAAUAAUUGUUGAUUUAACAGGGAGAAAAAAUUGGUAUUUUUAAUUAAUUUUAUUGUUCGUUUGGAUGGCCCUAUAUAUUAUACGGACUGAUAUUAUUUAUGCCUUAAAAAACAUAACGUAAUUCUAAUUUAUAUAAUGUGAAACUACGUUAUUGACAUAGUUCAAAUCGAUUAUAUUCAGUCAACAAUUUAUUAUGUAAUUAUGUGUAUAUAAGCAAUUGUAACUAAUUUUUUAUACACUUUUUUCUCUAUAUAUAUAUAUAUAUUUUUAUACUUAUGAAUGAUAAUAUAUUGCACUAAUAACAGCUCGAAGCGCUCAAUCCAAAUGAAAUCAGAAUAUAUUUUGUAGUAGUAAUGUACAGAUAUAUAUAUAUAUAUAUAUAAAAUAAAGUAAUAUUAAUAAAAAAGAAGAAAAUUGUAACACGAACAAACACGCUCAUGUUCGCGACAUUGUUAUUUUAAUAAUAUAAUUUAUAUUAUAUUAUUUAUUAAUGCUUUAAUUAAACUUCAAAACAUGUUCAAAAAACCAAAAGUAAUAAAAAAAAUGUUUUAUUAAAUUAUCACACUGUAUAAAGUU
This is a messenger RNA of Adelges cooleyi (spruce gall adelgid), 8824 nucleotides long. RefSeq names its product nucleosome-remodeling factor subunit NURF301 (gene E(bx)). Gene Ontology annotation, biological process: regulation of transcription by RNA polymerase II. The transcript is spliced from 34 exons. Gene Ontology annotation, molecular function: RNA polymerase II cis-regulatory region sequence-specific DNA binding. The record is from RefSeq and is a predicted model, not a curated record. NCBI's taxonomy places the organism in Eukaryota, Metazoa, Arthropoda, Insecta, Hemiptera, Adelgidae. The coding region runs from base 665 to 8050 and encodes 2461 amino acids. Gene Ontology annotation, cellular component: NURF complex.